ACCCAGACCUCACUGCUCAUGUCCCCCUCGUCAACAGGAACACCCUUUGACAUGGCCCGAAUGCUGUUGCUCAUCUUCAUCACGGUCCAUCCAGGAUCCUGUGCUCUCUGGGUGUCCCAGCCCCCUGAGAUCCGUACCCAGGAGGGCACCCCUGCCUUCCUGCCCUGUUCCUUCAAUGCCAGCCAAGGGAAAUUGGCCAUUGGUUCUGUCACGUGGUACCAGGACAAAGUGGCCCCAGGGAAGGAGGUGAGGAAUGAGACCUCAGAGUUCAGGGGCCGCCUGGCCCCUCUUCCCUCUUCCCGCUUCCUCUGUGACCACCAGGCUGAGCUGCACAUCUGGGACACCCGAGCCCGUGACGCCGGAGUCUACGUGUGCAGGGUGGAGGUGCUGGGCCUGGGUGUCGGAACAGGGAAUGGGACUCUGCUGGUGGUGGAGAAAGGACCUCCUCAGCUAGCGGCCGGCACAGUCUUCCUCCUUCGGGCUGGGUUCUAUGCCUUCAGCUUUCUCUCAGUGGCCAUGGGCAGCACCAUCUAUUACCAGGGCAAAUGCCACUGUCACAUGGGAACACACUGCCACUCCUUGGAUGGCCUCUGA
Molecule: messenger RNA, 594 nt
Organism: Balaenoptera ricei (Rice's whale)
Lineage: Eukaryota; Metazoa; Chordata; Mammalia; Artiodactyla; Balaenopteridae
Gene: NCR3
Product: natural cytotoxicity triggering receptor 3
Exons: 4
Coding region: 19-594 (191 amino acids)
Biological process (GO): natural killer cell activation; immune response-activating cell surface receptor signaling pathway; positive regulation of natural killer cell mediated cytotoxicity
Source: RefSeq, a predicted model, not a curated record